GAGCUUCCUGGGCGCUUCGUCAGUGCUGGUCAGAGCGAUACUGACGAUACAGCUACACGUCUACAUCCUCCGUCUUGCGCACAUCAGCGCCUCGCCGAGAAAUGGAGCCAGUGAAGACGCCGCUAGUCGAGCAGCACAACGCACCGCGUGCUUCUGCCGACCGCUUCCCGGCGUUGGGCUACAAUCUGCAACCGAACAAGCAGAGCUACCUCCUAGAGGCGAGUAUUUCACGCACUAGUCGCUGCUGUCCACUGACAUCACAACGGACCGACAUGGACCACCGACCCUCCUCUCACGUGGGGGAGCACAACCCCCCGAAGGUCGACGACGACGAGCUCCCGCCCGCGAUGCAGUUGCAGGAGCAGCACUUCGACCGCGAUUUCAGCAGCGGCAACACGCCCCUGCGCCAACUGCGCCCACUGCGCGCUCCAGCCUCGUCUCCGCGCGAGAGCAGCCACGACCCGCGAGAGCACCCGCAAGAUGCCACCGAGAUCUCGCUGCUGGACCAGCAGCGCGCCGCGCACCAAGCGACACUGCGUAAACCUCCCAAGGCCCCCGCACAGCCUCCCGGCAAGGCUUCGCGGAAACCCAGCCGGCGACCAGCGGCCAGCAAGCCCAUCAAGAAGAACGACAUGGUUGCCAAGCUGGAGGUGAUCUGCGAGAUCGAGCGGUGCUGGGGCGCGGGCUUUAUCCGCGCGUACGUGCCCAAGUGCCACCGGCCGCUGGUCAAGCGUGGCAGGGACGGUAAGCGCGCCAUGUAUCGCGAGCACGAGGCGGAUCCGAAGAAGUGGCUACCGAGCGUGCUGAAGGCGAUUCUGAGUCUGGCCAAGAUGACGGCGAAUAAGGCGUGGUUGAAGAAGGCGAUGAAUGAUGUGGUGCGGUAUCGCAUUAAGAACACUGGUAAUCGUAAGCCGCAGCUUGUGACGACCGAUUUUGAUGUGCUGGAGGAUAUGCUCGUCAAGGACUGGGAUAUCGCGUAUAGCUUUGGCAUUCGCUACAAGCAUCUCCUGACGAACCCGCAGGGGCAUCAGGACACGGAUGAAGACAUUGACCACAUCCUGGGCGUGCCGUCCGGCGUGCCGUCCGGAGAAGAGGGUAGCGGCGACGACGACGAGUCCAAGCCCGGCGACGCAAAUAACCGGUACGACGACGAUAGGGACGAAGACCAUAGCGAUGACGACUUGGGGCACGGCGGCCUGACGGGCCACUAUCUCCAGGCCAGCGGCUACACCAACGCACCUCACCACCAGCACCCGCACCACACACCAUUCCCAUCAGCCAAGCAGCAAAACGCCCACCCCGAGAAGGCAAGAAAGUACGGUUCCCGACUUCCGACGCGCCCGCAACCUCCUUCUGGCGUCGACAAGAGCCAACAAGGCUACAGCAAUCCGUAUCCGUACGGUCCCCCCCUCGAUCCCUGGAGCCGUCCGACGCCCUACCCAGGCUUUCCAGAAAGUUACCACGACCACAGCGGCUACGCCAUAUACGGCUACGGCGGAUACAUCCCGCCGCACAACAGCGGAAGCUGCCAUACGUCUCAGCAACCCGCAGGCUACAACACAACCCACCGGCACACAACCCGCGCAGACAGCGCGCGCACCCCCGACUCGCCCUUCAGCAGGCGCUUUCACGCCCAGACAGAAGUCAAGCACGAAACGCCCCCCUUCUCACCGCGCGCGCCGUCAGAGGACGACGCAGCGCCAACAACAGAACUCGAGGACGACACUGUCGCUGCGCUGGAUGCAGAGCUGCGCGCCACCGAGCUCGAGCUGAAGGUCGCGCGUCUGCAGGCGCGGCGCGCGGCGCUGGCGGGGCAGGCGAAGGCGCAGGCGAAGGCGAAGGCGAAGUAGGUAGCGGCGGUGGUCGGUUGAGGUUCUAAUUAGCAAGGGGAGCGUGGAUUCAUUCUUUGCAUUCUCUUUCUUGGGCCAGUGGUGUUUGGAAGGUCUUUAUUGAACUGAUUGAUCAACAUUUUUCGACUGCUGCGCCGCUGUUUGCAUCGCUUUUAUGUCGUGGUGAGACGUGAGACCUAUCUGGUUAUAUGUGUGGUUUUCGACGCGACCGUCUGUG
Didymella exigua CBS 183.55 is the source of this 2067-nucleotide messenger RNA. RefSeq lists its product as uncharacterized. The transcript has 2 exons. Lineage: Eukaryota; Fungi; Ascomycota; Dothideomycetes; Pleosporales; Didymellaceae. Bases 102 to 1850 code for a protein of 582 amino acids. The record is from RefSeq and is a predicted model, not a curated record.